Messenger RNA from Beauveria bassiana ARSEF 2860, 498 nucleotides. RefSeq lists its product as uncharacterized. The coding region runs from base 1 to 498 and encodes 165 amino acids. NCBI's taxonomy places the organism in Eukaryota, Fungi, Ascomycota, Sordariomycetes, Hypocreales, Cordycipitaceae. The record is from RefSeq and is a predicted model, not a curated record. The transcript is spliced from 3 exons.
AUGUCCUUCAUAACGAACAUUGCUAGUUGUGAUACUGGCUACUUGGGCCACCGAAUCUUCAUGGUCAACAAAAGCAAUCAUCUCGCGAUUUUGCAUGUCAAAGAUCCAGAAGAGGCCCACGGUCUCUCUCCGAAAGAAAUCGAUGUCGGCGGCGAUGCUGUGGAAGCUAAUCCUACCAACAACAUUGGGGUAAUUGCAUGGUUGAGUGAGAAGGAUAGGUGGGAGGUCCGCGUCUACUUCGCCACCAAUACCAAAAUGUUGAGUGAGCUCACUUGGAACUCAGUUGACCAAGUUUACAAAUUUGGCCAACUCAACGGCAAAAGAUACGAGGUCAUUGAUAAAAGUACCAUUACAGCCGAAAUCGAGGCAACCAAUUCUCAGGCAGCCAAACCUCAUGAAGCAGUCAGAUAUGUCUACUGCAACCUGAAGAAGUACAGCAGUGAUUUCAAUGUCGUUUUUGGGAAUGACAGAGGUUGGAAUGAUCGCAACAUGUCUUAA